AUGAACUGGCUGUUCCCGCUCGGCAAGGGCGGUGCCGCCCCCGCCUCCGCCGCGCCGCCCGCGCGCACCGGCCUCCAGCAGCAGCGGCAGCGCCAGGUCGAGUCCCUGCGUGCCGCGCACGCCUCCAUUGCAGAAAUACAGAAGGAUGUGGAAUAUCGACUGCCAUUCACUGUAAACAACUUGACAAUUAAUAUUAACAUUUUGCUUCCACCUCAGUUUCCUCAGGAAAAACCAGUCAUCAGUGUUUUCCCACCUGUAAGACAUCAUUUAAUGGACAAGCAGGGAGUAUACGUGACUGGUCCGUUAAUAAAUAAUUUUACAAUGCAUUCAGAUCUCGGAAAAAUUGUUCAGAGUUUACUGGAUGAGUUUUGGAAGAAUCCUCCGGUUCUAGCUCCUAGCUCAACAUCAUUUCCAUACCUUUUCAACAAACCAGCUGGAAUGCCUCCUUUUGCUCCUCAGGGGUUUCCAUUUCUCCCUCCAUAUCCACCUCAAGAAACAAACAGAACAAUGGCAACCAUGCCCGUUUCUGAAUCAGUUUCUUCAAGCUACACUACAGACAAGCCUGCUGCUCCCUCCUAUGGCUUGAUUGCUGAUCUGCCACUGCCCGUUCCGACAGCAGAAGCAGUGCUUCAGGUUGGCCAGAAUGGAUUUACAUACAAGAUGCCUGAUGUUCCUGAUACGUUUCCAGAACUCUUAGAACUAAGCAUAUCACAGUUGACCAGUAUGAAUGAGCAAGAGGAGGUGUUACUGGAACAGUUUGUGACUCUUCCACAACUGAAGCAAGUCAUUACUGAUAGAGAUGAGUUAGUGAAAAGCAUUGAAGAGCUGGCAAAAAAAAACUUGUUGCUGGAGCCUAGUCUUGAGGCAAAAAGACAGACAGUGUUGGAUAAAUAUGAGCAACUCACACAAAUGAAAGCAGCCUUUGAAAAAAAGAUGCAAAGACAGCAUGAACUUAGUGAGAGUUGCAGUCCAAGUGCUCUGCAGGCCAGACUUAAAGUAGCUGCUCAUGAAGCUGAAGAGGAGUCUGACACUAUUGCAGAAGACUUCUUGGAAGGCAAAACAGAGAUAGAUGACUUUCUUAGUAGUUUCAUGGAAAAGAGAACGCUCUGCCACUGCAGACGAGCCAAAGAGGAAAAGCUUCAACAGGCAAUAGCAAUGCACAGCCAAUUUCAUGCUCCCCUAUAGACUUCCUGCAAACUACACCUGACAAGAGAACGAAUGAAAAACCCAAUAAAGCACACUUUUUAAUAACUAUUAUUUGCAAAUAAGCAUUUCAUCUUAUCUGGUUGUAUUUAUAGAAGAGAUUGUAUACAGAGUUGGGAUGGUUUUUGUACAAAUUAGAAUGUCUCUUUAUAUUCUCAUUGUACUCAAGAAUCCUUCUAUUGCAAUCUUUGCAUUAAUUUCUUGUAUUUAUUGUUGAUAGUUAUAAUAUUUAAGUUCCCUGCUGCUAUACUCCAUUAUUCAGAGAUUAAAUAUCUAAACAUGUAAUUUUGACUAGCUUUUUACAUUUUUAUAAAAACAUAAUUCAUAUCUUUUGUAUUUUGAACUUUAACAUAGAUUUGGCUUAGUCUGCGGAAGACUUUAAGUGUUGAUAGGACUUUGCAAACUAAAAAAGUCUUUAAUGAAGAUUGCCAGUGGAUUCACAAGCUGUCUUUUCUUGAAGCCAAAAUAUUAAAGAACAAGUUUUUUUACUUCUGAGUAAUAGUAGAAAACUAAGUAUAGCUUGUACUGUGUUUUGGAUAAGUAGACUGGGGAUUAAGCAAAGGAUAUGUUGCAACAAAUUAUACUGGAAUCAAAAUAGAGUAAAUUAUAUCUGCAUAGAUCUGGUAUGUUACUUAGUAGCACUGAUGCACUGGUUUCAAGAGUGGCUUGGUACUUACCACUAAUUAA
This is a messenger RNA of Cinclus cinclus, 1890 nucleotides long. It is a transcript of the gene VPS37A, whose product is annotated as VPS37A subunit of ESCRT-I. The transcript is spliced from 12 exons. Gene Ontology annotation, biological process: protein targeting to membrane; ubiquitin-dependent protein catabolic process via the multivesicular body sorting pathway; protein targeting to vacuole. Gene Ontology annotation, cellular component: ESCRT I complex. The coding region runs from base 1 to 1185 and encodes 394 amino acids. The record is from RefSeq and is a predicted model, not a curated record. Lineage: Eukaryota; Metazoa; Chordata; Aves; Passeriformes; Cinclidae.